AGAGACACAGGAACCAGAUGACAGGCAGUGACUGAGAAGAGUGGCGGGCACAGUAAGACGUUUCCAAGACACAUGACUGGGUGACACAGUAAGCAGCAGUGCAGGCAACUAGUGACAGGCACGUGGUGAGACUAAUGAUCUCGGAGGGAUGUGGCACAAACCUACCCUCUUUACGGGCACUUUCACACGUGCACAGGAUUUUCUGCUGCAGAUUCCAAUGUAAACCAAAUGACUGAGCUCCGCUUCUAAUCUGCAGUUACAAAUCCAGCGCAUCAAAUCUGCGCAGGAUCCUGUAUGUGUGAACGUACCCUAAAGGGUAGAAGAAUGUGUGAAAGUUAAAGGGACUGGGUGGCAAGUGCCAAAGUGAUGGGCAGAUAGUGACAGAUGCAUUUAAGAGAAGGAGGGGCUGGCAACACACACAUCCACACACACACGUGACCCCAGUGUGACAUCCACCUGGUGCGACACUGACACCGAAGGAGAAGCUCUGAGAUAGUUCCAUGGGUGCAGUGGAGCAUUACGUGUCAGAAUGCAUAGAGAAACUAGGAUGCAUAGCCUGUCAGCAGAGCUCCCCGUGCAGGGCACACCGGAGCUGCAGAGCACUUUAAAGAUGCCAAAUAUGUUGCGGAUGCAGAGCAUCGAACUGCACUGCCUAACAGGUAUACAGAGGAAGACCGAAACGCAGAGCUCAGUGGACAUGCGAAGCGCGGCGGAGAUACAAGGCGUGACAAGGAUUCCGAGUGCGACAGAUGUGCAGAGCACGGUGAGAAAAAAAGGUCCGGUGGGAAUUCAAAGUGAAAAACUUACGCUGACCGCUGAAGAGUUACAGAAUUUGCCAACGGCCCAGCAGAACAAAUACGGGCCCUGCGCCCAUGAUACCCGCCACUUACCCCACGCCAACUGCUCCUAUAGUCAGGACUAUAACGUGGAAGAGGCUGAAGAUUAUGCCCAAGAUGAUGGACAUCUAUCAUACUCCUUACCCCUUCCACACUCCUUCACUCGCACCACAAGCCCCGGGUCCCAAAAGUCAGAAAAGGUGCAGGUAAACCUGGCCAACUACACCUUAUGGGACAAAUUUCACAAGCAUCAGACAGAGAUGAUCAUCACGAAGCAGGGCAGGCGCAUGUUCCCAUUUCUCAGUUACCGUGUGUCCGGCCUGGACCCUCUGGCUCAGUACACUCUACAUGUGGAUGUGGUUUUGGCGGAUCAGAACCACUGGAGAUUCCAAGGUGGAAAGUGGAUCCAAUCUGGCAAGGCUGAGGGCAACAUGCCAGGAAACCGAAUUUACCAACAUCCUGAUUCUCCCAACACUGGUGCACACUGGAUGAGACAGGAACUGACAUUCAGCAAACUCAAAUUGACCAACAAUAAAGGAGCCUCUACUAACCUGACACAGAUGGUGGUUUUGCAGUCUCUUCACAAGUACCAACCUCGACUCCAUGUGACACGCUUGUCAGAUUUAGACAAUCCCGAGCCUCAGAGUCAUACCUUCACCUUCCCCGAGACGCAAUUCAUAGCAGUCACUGCUUAUCAAAAUGCUGAGAUCACACAGCUGAAAAUUGAUCACAAUCCAUUUGCUAAAGGAUUCAGGGAUCAUUGUGAAGCACAAGUACCCAGCGGAAUGAUGGGGUUGUGUCUCCAGUCUGUAGGGGAGCGCCUCACCCCAUCUCCGCCAGUCCGUUAUCCUCCACCUUACUUGCAAGACCCUUUACAAACCACCCGCCUUUAUUCUGUGGAGCAGAAAGAUCCACCACCUUGGUAUUUGUCCUCACAAAGUAUCGCUCCACAUCGGGACUACACACAUUACGAAACAACAAGCAAGAUGGCUGCAGCCUAUGCAAUGAAGUGUUAUCCACAGCCAGCUCCUUUAGCAUAUUACACAGAUACCCUGGGCUCCACCUGGGCAGGACCAGCACAAUACCACCCCAAACCAAGCCCGGGAGCCACAAGUUGGUUUCAUCCCUUUUUAGAUAACCGGGGCAAAGAGGAAGAGUGCAACCACUGGGGAGACCUCACAGCUUACGUCGAGGACAGCAAACGAAGGAGACUGUCACCUUACAGAUCUGAUGGGUCUUCCCACACGUGCGACAGAGACACAGACAUUCCCUUCCCCGGGUUCUACAGCCAAUGACACAAAUUACAAACUCUUUGACAUUUAUUAAGUAUUACUGUUUUAAGGUCGGGACAUUACAAGUAAUUUCGGACUUACUAUGGGCCAACGGCUGUCCGGGCAUGCUGGGAGUUGUAGUUUUGCAACAGCUGGAUGCACCCUGGCUGGGAAACACUGUGUUACACACAUCCUGUAUAGAUCUUUAGACAUUACACACCAUGUACGCUGUGGUCUUGCUAAUAAAAUAUUUUAUACAUGAUACAUUUUUCCUCCCAUCCCAACCUGUAAUAUGUGUCCCAGGUAUUGAAAUAUCUCCAGCCGUACGGAAGUUAUGUGAGAACAUACAUUUCCCAUUGAUUUGCAUGGUACUUUAAACAAAAGCCCCGACCCUCACAAAUGGAGGUAGUUAAGGGUUAAAUUACCUAUCCUAUAUUUUAAGUGGACAUAUAAGUAACAUGUGACCAAGUAUUAUCGGAAUAUCUCCAGCCGUUUGGAAGUUAUGCAGUAACAUAUAUUUCCCAUAGACUUGUAUGGGACUUUAAACAUAAACCCCCGCCCCUGGCAAAUGGGGGUGAGUAAGGGUUAAAUUACCUAUCCUAUGUUUGUUGUUGACAUAUAAGUAACAUGUGGCCAAGUUAAAUGUUAAUAUCUUUAGCCGUUUGGACGUGAUGCUGGAACAUACACACACACACAUACAUACAUACAUACACACACACACAUACACACACACACACACACACACACACACACACAUAUAUACAUACACACACA
This is a messenger RNA of Hyla sarda, 2881 nucleotides long. RefSeq names its product T-box transcription factor 21 (gene TBX21). Gene Ontology annotation, molecular function: DNA-binding transcription factor activity, RNA polymerase II-specific; RNA polymerase II cis-regulatory region sequence-specific DNA binding. The transcript has 6 exons. Bases 530 to 2131 code for a protein of 533 amino acids. Gene Ontology annotation, biological process: lymphocyte migration; positive regulation of DNA-templated transcription; regulation of transcription by RNA polymerase II. The record is from RefSeq and is a predicted model, not a curated record. NCBI's taxonomy places the organism in Eukaryota, Metazoa, Chordata, Amphibia, Anura, Hylidae. Gene Ontology annotation, cellular component: nucleus.